Messenger RNA from Laccaria bicolor S238N-H82, 798 nucleotides. RefSeq lists its product as uncharacterized. The record is from RefSeq and is a predicted model, not a curated record. Bases 1 to 798 code for a protein of 265 amino acids. Lineage: Eukaryota; Fungi; Basidiomycota; Agaricomycetes; Agaricales; Hydnangiaceae. The transcript has 2 exons.
AUGCAGAACAAGGGAGUUAGCUGGGAAUACGCUAACGAAAUAACCGAUGUUGGUACUCUACCACAGAUCAACUCCUCCAACCUUUUUAUCGUCGCCGACUCCUUGAUUCUCUUCGAAGACGAGGUUUUCACCGUCUGGGACAUCCACGACUCAUUCUAUCUGGCCAAUGAUGAAAUAAGCGGUGUUCCGCUUAUCCAACAUCUUCCUAUAUUGAACCGUUUCCACAGUGAUCUUGGGCAGAACGGACUAACCCUUCUGUCUCCUCCUAGCCAAUGGGUUUCUCCAGGAUGCAGACUCCCUUUCUUUGGGUUAUGCACCCAUUUCCAAGGGGAAGCUCCUACCAUGCAAUCCUAUACCUUCGAGUCCAUUGAUUCACCCCACAAUUCACAACCCCAGCGGUUUGAUCUACUGCUAACAGAUACUGUAGAUUCUCUACCACUUUCAAUUAUCGAGACGGAGGAAUAUCUUCGACAUCUACGAUCUUGCGACCAGUAUCUUAUCAUAGCAUGGCUCGACGAUAGCUACGUCACUCUCAACCUUAUGCAUACGCCAGUCCGAGUUGGCCCGCGCAAGCAUGUUCCUCCCAAAACUCGAUACCUGGAAUUCCAGAGUGACCACUCCGAGGUUAUUGCGGUCAAUGAUUUUGAUUUCUGCCCAGCAUUUGGUCGACUUGUUUUAACGACAGAAUCUGGAGAUAUUCGAAUCAUGGAUUAUCUGAGUCCUCCGGUGUCUAAAUCUCCGUGUCAGCAUCCACUCUUUUCUGUAUUUGGACCAUUUCUGACGUUAAUUCUUCAAUAG